AUGCCAAACCAGCAAUACCGACCAUUUUCCAACUUGAUAUUAAAGAGUGGCAAAACAUACAUGUUUGCGGACGGCUCAGCGAUACCUAACACCACAAAGCUAAAUUGGCUAAACGGGUACCCUAAAGGCAAUAAAGUUGUCGUUUUAAGCCAGGAUUUGGGUGAGUUAAACAAAAUUUUUUCUAGGAAUAGAGCAGCAAAAAGGUGUAUAAAAUGUAAUAAUAUGCUUUUAUAAACUACAGUGAAACUCUUGUCCAACAAAUUGCUCGGAUGCUUAAAAUUUGGUCGUUAUAAAGAAGUUUCGUUAUCGAGCAGUUGGUUAUACCAGAGUUAUACUUCACUUAAACAAGUUGAUGAUUUUUUCCUUUUAACCUUAAAUUUCUAUAAUAUUUUGUACAUUUAGGGUUGUACGACAUUGCUGGCUCAACUACGAGUGUAAUGCAUUGUAUGAGUGAGCCUACCAAACGAACGGGUUCUACAGUAUGCACUAUGACAUAGUCUUUUAUACUACGGUCAUAUCUAUAUUACAAAAAUAUGCUUGUUGUUAGAAAUCAUUAUAGUAAAAUAAACCAAUAAACGGAAUGACUAGACAUGAGGAACGGGCCGGCAACCGUGUUUAGGUCAAGCCAGGCCUGAGAAUCAAAGCCGGCCCAAAAAGCCCGGCCCGUUUGCAGGUAAAAAUAUUCAUCCCGGGCUUUAGCAAAAUUUAGAUACGUCUGGGCCUGAAAAAUAAGUCCGAGACGAUCCUUUCCUCAAGGGUGGUCAUUCCGUUUCAACUCAAUGACAAGCUGGAGUACUUGUAAUAUGUGGGCUUUUAAAUUGAUUGAAUUUGUGUAAUGUACAAAGUGAAUAAGCUCCGACAGUUUAUAAACGUUAGGAACCCUAAACCAAAAUGUCUAAUAUGCCUUUUUUUAGUUGUUAUACAGCGAAAAUGUCAACUCAAAAAGAAUUAAUAGUUAUGACAUGGAUUUAUGCCUCUUUAACAUCAAAUACAAACAGCGUUUUGUCUUUUCUAAAUAAACAUGGUUUAUUUUUUAAUAAUUACAGUUUUUGUAUUGGUAAGUACAGUGUCAUAUGUAACAAACAUGUGUUUCUUUUAACUAUAUCUACCUUAACUAACCUUCAGAUAUCUCAAACCUAUCAACUAUGGUACGUCCGUCUGCCUUACGAAAUGCAAAUCAUAGAAAACGCUUUUUCAACUACAGUAGACAGUCUACAAGAUUGUGUAGAUUAUGCUGCCACAGACUCUACAGUGAUACUGUUGCAAUACAACCUCAACACUAGUUUAUGUGUUGGAGCAACGUUUUACGCUGAUUAUAAUUAUAAUGAAACCAGUUCAGAUACGGUAGUUUACUAUAUCGUAUCUCACAGAUGUUUGAAAUCGGUUACAAUAGCUGAAGCUGAAAGACUGAUGAUUGAAGGACUGAUGAUUGAAGGUUGUAAGACAGGUUUUUAAAAUUUUUAGGCUUCUUAGUUUUCAAAUUGUGUAGUAAUUACGUAAAUUACAGUAUAUAAAGACCUAACGAGUCCAAAAGUUUCAAGCACUCUCAACAGUACCUUAUCGUACUCGAUGUACUCAAACAACUACUGUUAUACAAAGGUAAAGUUAAUUUUUAUAUACUCCGGGGCUCUUACUUUUCAGUGCCGUUGUUACAAAAUCAAUUAAGGCUCUAGGCUAGAGCUUUGAACUAAGAUUCUGGUCUAGGGCUUUGGGCGAAGGCUCUAGGCUAAGGCUUUGGGCUAAAAUUUUAGUAUAGGCUCUAGGCUUUAGGCUCUGGGCUUUGGGCUCUAGGCUCUAGGCUCUAGGCUCUAGGCACUAGGCUCUAAGCUCUAGGCUCUAGGCUCUAGGCUCUAGGUUUUUGGGUUAGAGCGUUGAGCUAAGACUCUGAACUAAGGCUUUGGGCUGGGCUAGUCUGUUCAUUCUAUACUUUUCAGUGUCCGCAGCUAAAAACAAACGCCUCAAAUGUACAUCAAUUUUAUUAUAAUUGGCAAGUUGGAUUGGAUAACAGUACUUCAACCGAAUAUUACAAUUUUAUCAUGAACAGGGCUCGUAUGUUUUAAAAAACAUAUAAAUUUAUUUUUUACACUUCUAACUAAUCCUUACUCAACACUAUAUUUUGACCACAACAUAAAGAUCAAGAACUUUUUAGAGGUAAUGAUGAUGACACAAUAUACUUGUGAGCCUACGGUGACAACUCGUUUAUACUACAGUGGUCGAAUCUAUUGCUUUGCUGUAAUUUUGCAUUUUUUAGCCACAGGUAAUAUUACAACGCAAUGCACAGAGCGGUUGACUAGUGGUUAUCCUAUAAAAUUUGUCAGCGAUUUGGUAUAUUCUAAACUGUAUGGUAUGUUACUAAGCAUUUAAAAAGUAUCAUAAGUUAUAAAUAAUUCUGGAACUGGACAUUUAAAAUACUUAUAUAAUACUAGGUUAAACCAAAAGUAGCGGGACAUAUUUCAGUAGAAAAAUAUAUGAAAAGUGUCCUGCUCCUUUUGGGUCAACCUAAUAGGUUUUGUAAAAGACUUUCUUUACUAUAACAUUCAUUUACAUAUGGUAAAGGUAAAGUUACCGCGAUUUACAGGAACCCCCAACGUACAAGGGAGACCCUUCGGCAACGUAAUAUUGAAAAGCAAUGAAACAUACAUGUACGCUGAUGGCACAGCUGUACCGAACACAACCACGCUUAGAUGGGCUAGUGGAUACCUUAAGGGCUAUAAGGUUGUUGUUGUAAACAAUAAGUUUGGUGGGUUUUUUUACUGUAUGUGUCGUAGGUUGGUUCCCUGUAUAAUUGGAAAACAGCUAACUGUAUAAUCGAUGUCUAUAAAUAUGUGGAACUUGAAGUAGUAAUCUAUAUGAUUGAUUUAUAAGCAUGUAGAACUUUGAAUAGUGCGAUAUUACGUUUCAGAGCUGUUUGAUAUAUCCGGAACUACCUAUGGCUGGUUGCAUUGUGCGAGCGACCCGAUAAAACGAUCACCUCCCACGGUAUGCACCGUGUCAUAA
This is a messenger RNA of Bursaphelenchus okinawaensis, 2997 nucleotides long. The record is from the annotation of a GenBank genome assembly. NCBI's taxonomy places the organism in Eukaryota, Metazoa, Nematoda, Chromadorea, Rhabditida, Aphelenchoididae.